AUGUCUGGACGCGGUAAAGGAGGCAAAGCAAAGGGAAAGGCAAAGAGCCGAUCCACCAGGGCUGGACUUCAGUUCCCAGUAGGAAGAAUCCACCGUCUUCUUCGCAAAGGAAACUACGCCAAGCGUGUGGGAGCUGGUGCCCCAGUCUACCUGGCUGCCGUUCUCGAGUACUUAGCUGCUGAGAUCUUGGAGUUGGCCGGUAACGCUGCCCGUGACAACAAGAAAAGCAGAAUCAUCCCCCGUCAUCUUCAGUUGGCUGUCCGCAACGACGAGGAAUUGAACAAACUUCUCGGAGGCGUCACCAUCGCCCAAGGAGGUGUCCUCCCCAACAUCCAGGCUGUACUUCUGCCCAAGAAGAGCAAGGCCAGCAAAGCAUAA
Molecule: messenger RNA, 378 nt
Organism: Owenia fusiformis
Lineage: Eukaryota; Metazoa; Annelida; Polychaeta; Sabellida; Oweniidae
Source: the annotation of a GenBank genome assembly